GUUUUGAAACAGAAGUUAACCCGACCCGCUUUAACUGUCGGGUGAAAUGGAUGUACUAUGUCACUAUGGAUUGCCGUUAGUGCCUGCCAUCGAUUCACCAACAACUUUUCAGAUUCAUGCCUUCUCUUUUUCUCACUGGUUGAUAUGCUUCUGAUAACUAAUUUCAGCAUGUACCCGAAGACUGGGAUGAUUGGAGUUUCACACACGAAUUCGACGCAUUUCAAAUCCACUCAAUUUCCUGCAUAUACUACUAGUUUUGAUAAUGUCAUGCCUCCUGCAUACACUAACAUAAAUAAUGUUAUGGGAAGAAGAUUUGUACAUAAGACGUCAUCUGGAGUUCUCUUUGAAAGGGGAAGCAAUGCUGUCACUAAUGGGCAACUACAAAACUUACCAUCAUCUUCAUCCUAUGAAGCUGCCAUGGAGAAACUUUCAUCUCUUAUUACUCGCCAAAGGCGCGGUGAGAAGCCACCCCUUCCUGAUAAAUUAAAAAGGAUGUCAAUGUAUCUCAAGAUCUUGGGCUUGGAAGAAGAUAUAAAUAAACUCAAAAUUAUUCACGUGGCAGGCACAAAGGGAAAGGGUUCAACAUGCAUAUUCUGUGAGGCAAUAUUAAGGGAAUGCGGCUUUCGCACUGGAGUUUUCAUAUCCCCUCACCUAAUUGAUGUGCGUGAACGGUUUCGUAUAGAUGGGAUUGACAUAUCAGAAGAUAAGUUUUUAGAGUGUUUCUGGGAUUGUUGGAACCAAUUGGAGGAAAAAGCAACAGAGCAGCUUCCAAUGCCCCCACUGUUUCAGUUUCUUACUAUACUGUCUUUCAAAAUAUUUACAUCUGAACAGGUUGAUGCUGCCAUUAUAGAAGUUGGUCUUGGAGGAACAGAUGACUCAACCAAUGUGAUUAAAGAACCAAUUGUGUGCGGCAUUACUUCAUUGGGAAUGGAUCAUACUGAGAUUUUAGGAGAUACUCUCGGACAGAUAGCUUCACACAAGGCAGGAAUUUUUAAGCCUAAAGUUCCUGCCUUCACAGUACCCCAACCUCCUGAAGCAAUGGAUGUUAUCCUUGAGAGGGCCAAAGAACUCAUGGUUCCACUUGAAGUUACUGAGCCUUUAGAUUGUAAACAAAUGAAGGGAUUAAAGCUUCGGUUAUCUGGUGAUCACCAAUUCGAUAAUGCUGCUCUUGCAGUCUCACUUUCUAGAUGCUGGCUUCAGAGAACAGGAAAUUGGGAAAAAGUGUGUCAAAAUGAUUUUCAGGAUUCUAAUUUGCCAGAUGAAUUUAUUAAAGGCCUUUCAAGUGCCCAUUUUUCUGGGAGGGCUCAAAUAGUUUGUGACUCUUCUCUAUAUUCUGACUGCUCUGAAAUCACGUCUGAAAAUUGUGGAGAGUUGAUAUUUUAUUUGGAUGGAGCUCAUAGUCCAGAGAGCAUGGAUGCUUGUGCAAAGUGGUUCUCCAAUGCCGUAAAGGGAUAUAAAAAUCCAUCACAUUUGUCUACUAGUGAGGAACCAUCAGAAAACGGUCACUUUCUACAUGAAAGCAAGGACUUAGGGCAUUUUGAGAAUUCUUCUAGGCAGAUUCUUCUAUUCAAUUGCUUAGAUGUGAGAAAUCCUAACAUUUUGCUUCCACGGCUAGUUAAUGGAUGUGCUUCGUCAGGUAUUCAUUUCUCAAGAGCACUUUUUGUUCCGAGUAUGUCAAAGUAUACCAAGGUUACUUCUGGUGCAUCAUUUAUUCCUUAUGAUCUCAGUGGGAUAGACCUAUCAUGGCAAUUUAAUCUACAAAGAAUAUGGGAGAAGAUUGUGCAUGGGAAGGAAAUGACCACUUUGCUUGAAAAGGAUUUCAAGAUAGAGAGCAAGCUGAUGUUACCACCUAAUGAAUUUCUUUAUGGUAAUGCUUCAAAGGGAUGUCCUUCCCAUAACUAUUCUCCAAGCAGUGCAGUAAUUCCUUCAUUGCCAUUGACAAUAAAAUGGUUGAGGGACUGCGUCAAAGAACACCCAGCAACAAGACUUCAGGUUCUUGUCACUGGAUCUCUGCAUUUGGUCGGAGAUGUACUAAAGCUCUUAAAAAGAUGAUUCAAAUCGAAGUCGGCCUGUAUUGGCAUUGGAAACUUCUAUUGCAGCAAAAGUUGCCAUUAUUUUAAUCGCUUCAGAGAUGAGACGCUGAUUUCAUGUGAGACUUCUGAAGGGAGUGCAAAUAUUUCUUUCUGUUUGAACUUGAUCAGUUAAAUUUUGCCAACUCGACGGGCAUUGUUAAACUUAAGAAAGUUCGGUACAGUAUAUGAUAGUCCACGGAGGUACUCUGGUAGGACAACAAUGCCAUAAGCCUAUAAUGGUCCUUCCUAGUUUUGUUGUUGUUGAUGGAGUCGCAAAAUUCACACUGUACAACUAUCAUUUGAGUUGUACUUGCACUUUUUAAUAUUUCUAUCACUAUGCAAUGUGAUGCAUGCAUAUAUUAUUUUUUCUAGUAUACCCACGUAUAUGAUUCAUUUGAGAUUUUUUAUAGACCUCUUUCAAAUUUGUAAUUGCAUUAUUUAUUUCUUUGUAAGUAUUUAAAAUUGUUUUUAUAAUUAAUAAGUAAUAAACCAAUCUUAUAGAAAGUAAAUUUAAAAUGUGUUAGGACUCGUUCAUAAGGCCCAAGACGAAACCUAAGAUGAAAGGCCCAAUGAUAUGAUGCAGGCAAUAAAGGUUGCAGAACAAGUAUAUCCUUUCUUUCUUGGAAGCAGACAAUUCCGUCUAUUAAAUCUUUGAUGGUCGUCUAGAUUAAUCUGAUGGUUGAUUGUGAUCUACGCCUCACUCCACGUUUUUUGUUGUUAAACUGCGUCUCCUAUUUAAGAGGAAAGAUGCAUUAUUUCUUAGGUAUUCAAAUCUAUUCUCAUUCUCACAUCACUUUUCACUCUCAGAUUGACUUGAGUGUUGGAGUGUUAACCUUGUAGGUCAACCCCUCUCCACUACACCAAAAGCAUAUGUCCAUCGUAACAAGCCCUGCUUCUUCGUUCGUCGAUGAAUUAUGGUUCCACUAACUAAACAAUGGCGCCGUCUGUGGGAAUCAAAAUCUGAUUCCCGCAAAUCUUCACGUUCAAAUCUCUAUUUCUUGAUCUCCUCAAUUAGACCUCCUUCGACCUAGAAAUCCAAAUCUCCUAUCAGAGUUUUAGAUCUCCAUUUCUCGAUCUCCUUGAUCAGAUCUCCUUCGACCUGGAAAUUUGAAUCUCUUUCCUCAAAACUUUAGAUCCUCGUUUGUUGAUCUUCCUCCUCGAAUUUAACCUUAUUUACAACAGAUCUUCAGAUUCAUCAACAAUGGUGACAU
Messenger RNA from Vicia villosa (hairy vetch), 3283 nucleotides. RefSeq names its product folylpolyglutamate synthase. Gene Ontology annotation, cellular component: cytoplasm; cytosol; mitochondrion. Gene Ontology annotation, biological process: tetrahydrofolylpolyglutamate biosynthetic process. Bases 58 to 2052 code for a protein of 664 amino acids. NCBI's taxonomy places the organism in Eukaryota, Viridiplantae, Streptophyta, Magnoliopsida, Fabales, Fabaceae. Gene Ontology annotation, molecular function: tetrahydrofolylpolyglutamate synthase activity; ATP binding. The record is from RefSeq and is a predicted model, not a curated record. The transcript is spliced from 17 exons.